Leptopilina boulardi is the source of this 2117-nucleotide messenger RNA. Its product is annotated as GATA zinc finger domain-containing protein 14-like. The transcript has a single exon. NCBI's taxonomy places the organism in Eukaryota, Metazoa, Arthropoda, Insecta, Hymenoptera, Figitidae. Bases 77 to 1756 code for a protein of 559 amino acids. The record is from RefSeq and is a predicted model, not a curated record.
UAUAUUCGGCGAAUACUUAAGCAUCUGUCAGAUUUUAUUUUGUUACUCAGUGUUGCUCACUACAAGUUCAUUGAAAAUGAUACAAAAAACAAUAUUUUUUUACAUCAUUAUUUUAUUCUUUGGUUAUUCAUUGUCAGCACGAAAAAUUGUUAAUCAUGUUUCUAAAUUACAAAAUCAAGGAAAAAUUCUUCAACAGAAAAAUUUAACUUUUGACGUGCAACCAAAUACUAGUCAUGAUAAAUAUAAUUCCUCUGAUUCUAAUGAUGGUAAUAAGCGUCAUCAUCACCAUCAUAAACAAUAUGGUGAAGAAAGUAAUGAGGACUACAAAAGUCAAGGUAAACACAAUCAAGCUCAUAAAAAGCAUAAAUAUGAUAGUGAUGAUGAUGAGAAAAAUGAUAAUAUUUAUGAAGAGCAUUAUCAUAAGGAGGGAGAAGGUGGUGAAAAUGGUCACAUUGGUGGUAAAUAUAGUGAAAGAGAAGGUCAUAAAAAAGGUCACAAGACCAAGGCGUACAAUAAUAAAUUCCAUAGGGAUGAAUUUUACAAGCAACGUAAAAUUUAUGAUGACGGUUAUAGUGAAGAAAAUCAUGGCAAAAGUGAAGAUAAUCAUAGUCAACGUGAAAAAAAGAAGAAAAAUUUAAAGAAGAAUGAUAAACAAGAGUAUGAGAAAAAGAAUCAUUCUCAUAAUAAUGAGGAAGAUCAACAUGGUGUGAAAGUAAAAAAAAAUCGUAAUCAACAAAAUCAUGUGAUUAAUUUUAAUAUUGGACAUAUUCAAGAUAAGGAAAGCCAACAACAAAAUCGUGUAAGUGACUUUAAUGAUAGUCAUCUUCAACAUAAGGGAAGCAAUCAUCAAAAUCGUGGGAAUGUUUUUAAUAACAAUCAUCAUCAAAAUAUAGAAAGCAAUCAACAAAAUCGUCUGAAUGACCCAAAUAAAGGAAAUCUUCAAAAUGAAGGAAGCAAUCAACAAAAUCGUGUGUAUUACUUUAAUAACGGACAUUUUCAAAAUGUAGGAAACAAUCAACAAAAUCGUGUAAAUAACCCAAAUAAAGGACAUCUUCAUAAUGUAGGAAGCAAUCAACAAAAUCGUAUCAAUUUUUUUAAUAACGGUAAUAUUCAAAACGAAAGAACCAAUCAAGAAAAUCGUUUAAAUGACCUAAAUAAAAAACACCUUCAAAUUGAAGGAAACAAUCAACAAAAUCGUAUUUAUAACUUUAAUAACGAAAAUUUUCAAAAUAUAAGAAAUAAUCAACAAAAUCGUGAGAAUAAUUUCAAUAAUGGAAAUCUUCAAAAUCUAAGAAGCAAUCAACAAAGUCGUGAGAAUAAUUUUAAUAAUGGUCAUCUUCAAAAUCUUGGAAGCAAUCAACAAAAUCGUGUAAUACACUUUAAUAUUGGACAUGUUCAAAAUAAAGGAAACAAUCAACAAAAUCAUGUGAAUGACUUUAAUAACGUACAUUUUCAAAAUCAAGGAAGCAAUCAACAAAUUCUUGUUAACAAUUGUAAUAAAGAUCAUUUACAAAAUGAAGGAAGCAAUCAACAAAAUCGUGUGUAUAAUUUUAAUAAUGGACAUCUACAAAAUCUAGGAGACAAUCACCAAAAUCGUGUUUAUGGCUUUAAUAGUGGAUAUUUUCAAAAUCUAGGAAGCAAUCAACAAAAUAAUCGUGGCAAUAACUUUAAUGAUUUAUAUCUUCAAAAUAGAGGAAGCAAUCAAUAUGAAGCACUAAUGGGGAGACUUUAUAAAAAUAUAAAAGGUUUUAAAUAAUUAAUUUCUUCCUAAUUGCAUAAAUACUGACCUUCUGGUUUGGAAGUAUUUUGAAAAGUCGUGAUACUUCUAUAAUAAUUUUAUUAGUUCGUGGUGUAUGUUUGGUUUCCAUUAUCCCCACUCGCCAUUUGUUAUAAUUCUCGUCGAGUACCGUAUUCCUGCUCUAGUGAAAAUUUAGUAACUUUAUAGUAACUUUUAAUUUUAACAAGAAAGGCACUAAAGUUUUACUAGAGCAGGGUGCGGUAGUUCACGAGAAUUAUGACAAAUCGCGAGUGGAGACAAUGGAAAGCAACCUACAUUGGUUACAACAUACGACAUAAAUUAAUAAAAUUAUUAUAGAAUUGUCACGGCUUUUUAAAAU